This is a messenger RNA of Closterium sp. Naga37s-1, 696 nucleotides long. NCBI's taxonomy places the organism in Eukaryota, Viridiplantae, Streptophyta, Zygnematophyceae, Desmidiales, Closteriaceae. The record is from the annotation of a GenBank genome assembly.
AUGAGCUCGCUAUACCUUACUCAUGACCAAUAUGAAGCUGUUUCGCGAUCAAGGGUGGUGACUCCUGGACAUGACAGCUGGAACUACGAGCAGCUCGUUCAGGAGGGUGACUUCUAUGGUCUGGGGAUUGACGAGAAGUGGGUGGUGAAGGAACUGAAAAGGAAAAUGGCCUCCAUCACCUCGUCUGCCGUUGUUGCCCCUGUUGCCUUCAAGGCAACUGUGGAGGCCUCUGCUGCCUCCUCCAAGUCCGUGUCCUUCUCUGGCCUGAAGGCUGGUGUCGCCACCCCCAAUGGCUUCGCCACCAAGACUGUCUCCAACGGCAGCCGUGUGUCGUGCAUGAAGGUGUGGAACCCCAUUGGCAACCCCCGGUUCGAGACCCUGUCCUACCUUCCCGCUCUCACCGACGACAUGAUCGUCAAGGAGAUCCGGUACAUGCUCAAGAACGGCUGGGUCCCCGCUAUCGAGUUCGACGCCAGCGGUGUUGUGUACAGGGAAAACAACAGCGGCCCCGGCUACUAUGAUGGCCGCUACUGGACGAUGUGGAAGCUGCCCCUCUUCGGCUGCACUGACGCGUCCCAGGUGCUCAGGGAGAUCAACGAGUGCAAGUCUUCCUACCCUGGUUGCUUCAUCCGUGUUCUGGGCUUUGACAACGUGAAGCAGGUCCAGUGCAUGUCCUUCAUUGUGCACAAGCCCUAA